Triplophysa rosa is the source of this 1583-nucleotide messenger RNA. RefSeq names its product pyroglutamylated RFamide peptide receptor a (gene qrfpra). Lineage: Eukaryota; Metazoa; Chordata; Actinopteri; Cypriniformes; Nemacheilidae. Gene Ontology annotation, cellular component: membrane. The record is from RefSeq and is a predicted model, not a curated record. Gene Ontology annotation, biological process: G protein-coupled receptor signaling pathway. Gene Ontology annotation, molecular function: G protein-coupled receptor activity; peptide binding. The coding region runs from base 491 to 1426 and encodes 311 amino acids. The transcript is spliced from 7 exons.
ACUCCACUUCGGCUACCGUUCUGUUUCGCCUACCAAAGGGCGCCAGCCUGUGUGUGAGGGCAAAUGGGCAGUGGCUCAAGCCACAGAGCCACCCCGUGAACGCGUUCCGGUACCGUUGGUCCGGUAGUUUCAAAGGAGAAAUAACGGAAAUACGGGAAUUUCACAGGAGAAAUAACAAAACGGGAGGAUGGCGGGAGAUGGGUGUGAAAAACGGGAGUGUUGACAGAAAGUGCUGACUGGAUUCUCGCGAUGUUCUUUGGGAGCGUGUGCAAAGGAUUGUGGGUGAUUUCAGGCAGCGAAGGAUACAGUUGUUGUAUCCUGCAAAACAGCCUGAACGAAGGACACAAAGUGAAAGCUUCCUUCCAAGCAUACUUCUGUUUGAGAUGUCCUUCGGUGGCACUUGAUGACGUGGCAGCCGAGAUUUGCAACCUGCCCAGGACGCGUCCUUGCGUUUGAGAAUCACCCGUAGUGUAACAUGUAAAACGGGAACAUGAAAGGUGUGUUGGUUUGCAAAACCAUUCCUUUUGUCCAGACCACUGCUAUAGUAACUGGUAUUCUUACUAUGACCUGUAUUGCUGUGGAGAGAUACCAGGGCAUUGUGCAUCCUCUGAAAAUUAAAAGACAGUGCACCCCACAAAGAGCCUACAGAAUGCUGGGGGUCGUCUGGAUUGCAGCCAUGACAGUUGGAUCCCCAAUGCUGUUUGUGCAACAACUGGAGGUGAAAUAUGAUUUCCUGUAUGAGCACCAACAUGUAUGCUGUCAGGAACGCUGGAGCUCGAGUGCUCAUAGGAAGCAGUAUGCUACAUUCAUUCUAGUGUUCCUUUUCGUUCUACCCCUUGGAGCCAUGCUGCUAAUCUACACCAGAAUAGGGAUUACGCUCUGGAUUUGCAAACAAGUAGGGGACUCCUCAGUCCUAAAUACUAUGAAUCACAGGGAGGUCAGCAAAAUAUCCAGAAAGAAGCGACGGGCGAUCAAGAUGAUGGUCACUAUUGUUGUUUUGUUUACUGUCUGCUGGGCACCUUUUCAUACAGUUCACAUGCUGUUUGAAUACAGUUACCUGGGCAAGAAAUAUGAUGAGAUCACCGUCAAUAUUAUUAUUGCCGUCACACAGGCCAUAGGGUUUUCAAAUUCUUUCAACAAUCCUAUUAUAUAUGCUUUCAUGAAUGAAAACUUUCAGAAAAACUGCAUGUCCACCAUUUCCCUCUGCAUUAGGAGGUCCGGUCACCGCGUGGAUGUGAACGACAAAUCAAAGGUGUGCUUUUCAAAAACUCCCGGACAGGAAGAAGACAUCUUUGUCAUGCCCAGCAUACAUAUAGUUGAUCAGGUGGCAUCUGCAAGGUCCAACACGCAGGCAUCUCUAUCCGUUCUGGAGGAGAGGAUUUCUGCUGAGGACAGUACAAUACAUGCAAGAUGUAUUCGAGAUUGAUCUCAUAAUAUUACAUGAACUCAAAAGGCACAAAAACCAUGGCAAACAAUUAAAUGUGUAUGUUAUUGAUGAGUAAAAUGAUGCCCGCAAGUCCACAUUUUCUGUAUCUGGCAAGUAUUUUGAUCAUUUUUAAUAAACUCAACGUUCAAAUACAACA